AUGUUCUGUCGCGUGCUUGAUGAUAGUGAUGCUUGGACAAAGAAGAAGAAAGGGCGUGCCAAUUCGUCUUUGACAGUGACUGGAGAGGAGGCAGAUGAGUCUACUGUAGAUGAUGCUUCUCCUGUUGCUGAAGGUUCAGAUGAUACAUCUCCCACAUGCCAUGCAUCCACCUCCAUUCCUGACUCUUUAACGCCAGAACAAAGAAUAAUUUAUGAAAAUCCGCGAACAGGCAUCUUUCGAUUAAAGAAAAUGUUGGCUACUCGAUGGCUCAAUGAUCUUCGACAGCAAAAUAAUCGAUCUAAUAAUUUCAAUGAGAAAUAUAAGGAUAUGCUGCUACUAACGGGAAAUUACUCUUUAUGUCGACCGGGCGAUAGUAAACAAAGGGAAGGUUCCACUGCAGAUGCGACUUGCAAAAAGGAGGAAAUGGAGAACGAGUUGGCAAUCAACGGAGACGCUGAAUCGGAAGAUGAAAGUGGUCUUAUUUGCGCAGAAAUGAAGGGACUCUGGAAAGAACACAGCGAAGAG
Molecule: messenger RNA, 525 nt
Organism: Cylicostephanus goldi
Lineage: Eukaryota; Metazoa; Nematoda; Chromadorea; Rhabditida; Strongylidae
Source: the annotation of a GenBank genome assembly